Molecule: messenger RNA, 5260 nt
Organism: Megalops cyprinoides (Indo-Pacific tarpon)
Lineage: Eukaryota; Metazoa; Chordata; Actinopteri; Elopiformes; Megalopidae
Gene: esco1
Product: establishment of sister chromatid cohesion N-acetyltransferase 1
Exons: 10
Coding region: 70-3294 (1074 amino acids)
Biological process (GO): mitotic sister chromatid cohesion
Cellular component (GO): nucleus; chromatin
Molecular function (GO): protein-lysine-acetyltransferase activity
Source: RefSeq, a predicted model, not a curated record
CCGAACUUUGACGCUAAGUUCACGGAGAAAAACAGCUGUUGUUGAGAGACGGAGAGACAACUGGUUAAAAUGCCAUCUCGCAAGAGAAGAGUGGUUUCCUGUGAAUCUCAAGUCAAGAGAAGAAAACUGGAGCAAAAGGCUGUUGUUGAUUUGCAGCCCAAGAGAAAUGUUAUGGCCUCUGUGAAAUCGACUAAGCUUCAGAGAGGGGCUGCUACUCAGAAGAGGGUUGUGGUGGCUCCCCGGGCCAAGAAAAAGCCUCCAGCACCACCGAAAGAUGCAAAGAAACCAACAAAACCCAGUCGCCACUCUGCCAGAAUGAAAGUUGCCCAGAAAGCAGCAAACCAGUGCACGUCAAAACCAGCUUUCUCUACAGCGAAGGGGGAGCACACCGAUGCUCCAAGAUCCUGUCUACGCAAAAGAGCAGUGCCAUCAAGACCAGCUCUGAAAAAAGCGGUCUCGACUCAGCUGCCUGAUAAUACAAACACCUCAUUAAGGAAAACACAGGACACCCGCGUCAGGAAGACUACAGGGAGGGUCCCCUCCGGUUCAGUGUCAUCAAGGGGCAGCGAUGAGGACACCUCUUCUAGGAUGCUCCAUAACAGAAAGGCCCCUUCCAGUGGGCUCAGAGCCAAAAAACAAGUCCGAGAAAACAUUGAAUCCCCAACUGAAAUGAAUAAAACUCAGGAUGGUCUCAUCUAUGUGGAGAAGCUCAUAAGUCUUGACUCAAUCCAGGCAGAUCACAAUUAUGGUAGACUUAGAGAGUCCCCAAGCUGUAAUGUCCAUAUGAAAAGCAAGAAAGGACCUAAGCGCCAAGGUACUGUGAAAUCAAAACACGAAGAUGCCUUGAGCAGAAAAAGGAGCAAAAUUACCCCGGAAGAGCAGGGAAACAUCUUGUCUGAUCCCCAGGACAAAGGUAAUGCUUGCCGAGAGGCUAGACAGAGUGUAAAAGGAAACUCCUCUCCACCCAUGGAAGCACUUUUCAAAGUAAUUAAGGAGUCAAAUCUUUAUGGACCAACCUUAAUUGGAAAAGGUGAUUCAAGUGUAUCAGAAAUGCAGGGAGUUAACAAGCAUUUUAGCCCUGGCAUUUUAGAGAACUUGAAAAAGGACACAAAAAGCUGUGGUGAAAUGGAGGAUCUUCAGAGCACACCGGAUCCACAGACAGCACUAACAGAGGAACAUGUACACAUGGGAGACAGUGCUUUGAGUGUAGAAAUUGUAGAAACAGAAUUUUAUAAUCCACUUAUCCAAAACGAAUGUGAUUUAAUUGCACAUGGUGAGUCAGAUGACAAAAGCGACCUGAAAUUAAAAGUGCUGGAGGGUGAGCCUAAAGUGAACACGAAAAUUUACAACCAGCCAUACAUAGAUGUAUACACACAGAAGGGCCAAACUCACACACUGCCACAGGAGAUCACAAGUGUGUCUGUUAAAACCAACAUGUUUGACCUUGUGAAGGCGGAAACCAAGCCAAAGACUGAUGAUAGCCUAGUUCCUCCCAAGAAGCAGGAGAUGAACCCUCAAGCCAGGACCAAGGCUCGUUUGGCUGCACUAGCUGAAGAAAAGGCGGCAGCAGCCAAGAAGGCAGCUGUCAAGCAGCUAAACCUUCUAGCCCUGUGUGAAGAGAUUGCGGAGGACAUCGCCUCAGACACUGUAGAGUUGAAGGGAGAAGAGCUGGAUAUAGAGGCAGCCAAUUUAAGCAAUCAGAAGGCUCCACAGCCCGAAUCCGAGGAGGACAGCAUCCCAGCACCUUCAGUUCUUGAUGAGCCCGGUUCAUUAGAUCAUCCUGUGAAUGCCCAAACAGUGGAUAUGGUCAAAGCCGAGGAGCCAAAGAAGCGAUUCUUUCUGAGCCAAAUCUCGGUGCCUUUGAAAUCCAAUGAGAAGAAAAAGCUGUCGCGCUUCCAGAGGCUGCGCCAGACAGAGCUAGAGCGAGAAAAACUAACAUGGACCCGGGUGAAGAAGUUUAAGACUGACCAGGCUAAUCAGAGGCUUUCCACAGAUGGAGAGCUGGGGCUUAAAGUCAGCCUUGAUCCCACUCCCUCGAGUCCAACUCCAUCGCCAGCCACAGCCUCCAGAAAUGAGACCAAGAAAACAGGAAGCGAAAACAAAAAGCCACUGCCAGAUUUUGCACCACCUAUGCCAAAUGGAAUCACCGUUCAGAAGCCGAGGCCUGUGGUGGAGUACAAACCCUAUGCCCCCAGACCCAAGUACUCACCUGAUGACUUUGAACUAGAUGGAGUUGAUGAUGAACCAAAACCAAUCCUUGUGAAACCCAUGGUUGAGAAAACAGAUGUUCUGCCUAGUCCUAAACAUGUUAAAGAUGAGGGUUGCACGGAAUCAGUCUGCUCCUCCCCUGCCACAAGAGUGCCUCCUAUAGUGACACCGGACAAGCAGUCAUGCUACCAGAAGGCUGAUUCCAGCAUGAAGCUGUCAGCCCAGGCAGAGCCUGAAAAUACGGCACCACAAGAAAACGCGUCUUCUCAGCCUCUCUCUGGCUGCAGCAGCAGCCCAGGCUCUGACACCCGUGUGCACAAAGAAGUCAGGAGGUUCAAGGAUGCAGACAAAGGGGCACAGCAAACAACUAUGGACGCGGGUCAGAAGCACUUUGGCGCUGUGACCUGUAGUGUUUGUGGGAUGUUGUACUCUGCUGCCAAUCCCGAGGAUGAGUCCCAGCACUUGCUGUUCCACAACCAGUUCAUCAGUGCCGUCAGAUAUGUGGGGUGGAAGAAAGAAAGGAUUCUGGGCGAGUAUCCAGAUGGCAAGAUCAUCUUGGUUCUUCCAGAUGACCCCAAAUAUGCACUAAAGAAGGUGGAGGAGAUCCGGGAGAUGGUCGAUAAUGACCUGGGUUUCCAGCAGGCGGAAACCAAGUGUCCUUCUCAGACUAAGACCUUCCUCUUUAUCUCCAGUGACAAGAAGGUUGCUGGGUGCCUCAUUGCAGAACACAUUCAAGAGGGCUUCAGGGUGAUUGAGGAGGCCACGCCUGAGGGCUCGGAGGGGGAGAAGGUGAUGUUUGAGCGGCAGAGGGCCUGGUGCUGCUCCACCACGCCGGAGCCAGCGCUCUGUGGCAUCAGUCGCAUCUGGGUCUUCAGCAUGAUGCGGAGGAGGGGCAUUGCCUCGCGCAUGAUCGAGUGCCUCAGGAACAACUUUAUCUAUGGAUCGCAUCUAAGCAAAGAGGAGAUUGCCUUCUCUGACCCAACACCCGACGGCAAGCUCUUCGCCACACAUUAUUGUGGCACCUCCCAGUUCCUGGUCUACAACUUUGUUAGCGGGACCCGGUCGGCUGGACCCAGCCAGAUGUGAUUGGAACAUCUUAGACAUACCACUGGCUGAUUGGAAGAUAUGUUUUUUUCUUGAUGUGACUGACUCCAACCAAACUGAGUCCAGUAGCAUCCAAGUGGCGCCAUCUUGUCAAGAACAGAUCUGGUUGUAUUUAUUGGCUUGUUGCUUUGUGAGUUUAAUAGCACUGGUCUUGGUUGAAUGGUUCACAAAGCUACUGCAAGCAAGUUCCUCCAUCAAGGGAAAACCUUCAGAAACAUUUCUACUGUUUUUUGUUUGUUUGUUUUGUUUUGUUUUUUAAACUCAGGUCGAGAAAUAACAAGCGUUGUUUAAAAAGUUUUAUUUUCCCUUUAUUCCCAUAGUUAAAAAUAUUUUAAAACAAAGCAUAUUUUGUUAAUGCAUUUUUAAGAAAAGAAAAUACUGUAUUUUAUUGGAAGUGUUUACAGGUUUACAUGCACGGUCCUUUCAACAGCAAAAGUGAAUCAAAAGAAUCCCUGAAAAAGCUUUAACUCCUGUAGUUUUAUACUUUUAAGGUUUUCUGUCUUUGGUCCUUUAUUCCUUCUAUGCACUACUAUCCCACAACUUCAUGUAAAUUAAUGCGAACUGCAGAACUUAACUCUACUUUCCUUCUACACUACUCUUUUGAGACAGAUGUAGACAAUUAACUUCCACAAGGAAAAAACUGUAAAAAAAAAAAAAACAAAAAAAAAAAAACCAACAAAAAACUGUAAGUCCACCAUGUAUGUGUGAUUAGAGUUUGUAUUUAGAGACUGAAGGACAGAAGUUCACCAUAGCAUCAGCAUCAGUGGAUCAGUGGGAUGUUUGGGAGGCUCAUAUUAGGCCCUCCUUGACCCCUUCAGACUGCUUGCAGUUAGCAGGUUUCAGCGUUCACCCACGUGAAAAGUAAAUGUAGUUUUCUACUUGAACAUAAAUCAUGUGUUGAAUGUCCUUGAGAGGAAUUGGUAUGAAGUGCCCUGGAUCUUUGUAAUAUGGUUUUGAAGUAACCUUGAUUCAAAGCUACUCAUGGAUCUGAGUGGCUUGUUUAGUUAUGAAAGCACACAGGUUCACUGUGUAACCCACUGCCUUCAAUCCCAACGACACUACCCCCAACUCCCCUGUGAUUCCCAUGAAGAGAGACUAUUUCCUAGUUAAAUAAAAAGUAAUCAGGGUAGUUUGUAAGAGGAGGAUAGUUUGGCUUCUAUGCAGUUUCCUCGUAUAAAUUACCACUGCAGGGAGGAAAAAAAAAAUCCACACACAUGACAGUGUAUCAAGCAAUAUUUUCAUUCUUUCUCAAUUCCUUUGGGCUUUGCUAAAACUGACUAGCUGUCUCUGCUCCUCUCUGCAUAUUCUGAAACUAUUGGUGAAGGCAUGGAAAACUGGGCUGUAGCACUUGCCUCAUGUGUAAUAUAUUGAUUAAAGCCUGAAGUGUAGUUCUGGAGAAUGUGAUCAGUGGAUUGGAUUUGUGGAAGCUGCGGCAGUCUGUCUCUGUCUGGUGUAAAUAUUGAUGUGUACUUUGUGCCUAAUUAGGGGGAAUAUUGAGCCAAAAUUCAUAUUUGCCUUGACCAAAACUGCCACAGAAAAUUAGAGGGCAAAUUCUUAUACUUGUUCUAAUGCUGUCACAUCAAGGUACAUUUUAGCAAUACUGUAUGAUUUUAACAUGUCUUCUGGGUAUUUUUCGCAUCUAUUUCUGAAUGGAAAGUAGUGAGCCUUGGAAGAACACAGAAAGAACACAUAUGUGGAAACCUUCUGAAGUACACAUGUAAAAUAUUACAUAAGACAAGCCAUCAUUUAAACUCAAUUGUUUUUAUCAAACCUGCUCUGAGUUCUCCAACCCCCAGUUCAGUUUAUAAACUUAUAAACCUGUUGAGAAGCAGCCCUACACUUAUCAUUGGUCAGCUUCAGAUCCAAGGCAAAAAAGAAAUGAAAAAUCCCUAACUAUCUCAGUCUGGCAAUAGAUUCUGUCCAGAAUUAAAUGCAAACAUUUACAAAG